AGAAACCAGUAUUCGCCUUUCCCAGAUCAGACACUUUGACCCGUAGAGGGAAAACUUCCGCUUAUGUCUGCAUCUACUCAACAUUGUGAUUUUUUGUUUUACAUAAACUUGGAUUGAGUUUCACUGUGCGCGCAUGUAAACGGUGGAGCAGGGUGAGGAGACCUGUGAGGAGUUAAUUAUUACCUGUUAAACGGCACAAGGUCCACGAAUGCAGCGCUUUAUUUCUGUGCUGCAGCUCUAAUAUCACAUCUGGAUGACAAGUGAGUGCGAUCUCUUGGGAACUGGCACAGUUUUGUAGAAAAGUUGGGAGAACAGACCAUCGAUGGAUCCGCUGGAUUUCCUGGAGUUGGAGGAAAUGCUGCGCUUUUUACACUGCAAUAAAACAGAAAUUUCUUGCAUGGAGAACCCGGUCACCUUCCUCUGCAAGCUCAAGGAUUACAACCUGAUCCCGGAAGACAGGUUCAAGAAGGUGAGUCGAAUGAAGAAAAAAGAGAAGGGCCUUUAUGAUAUCCUGGACUGGUUCGAGGAAAAAAACUCAGAGCACAUCAAACUGUUCUGGAAGUGUGCCUUCAAGGAAACUGUCCUGAGCCAGAACCCCAAACUGCAAAUGCUGCGCAAAAGCCUCAUGGACGGGUCUUACCAUUUUGACACACAAUUGCCUGAGAAAGUUGAAACGGAAGACAACGGUGAAAAGGAAAAAACUGAACAUUCAGAAGAAGAGGCGAGGAAGGAAAACUCAGUGAAAAAGAAGAGGAAGUAUGGCAAGAGCAUAUGUGAGCAGGAUGAGCAGCCUGGUCCAUCAGGCCUGUCUACCUCGGCUCAGAAGAAGUCCAAGAAAAUAUGUUUCACUCCUCCCAUGAAGAAGGGAGAGAAGGGUGAAAUUUGGACCUGGCCCCUCUACAAGUCCCAGCUGCCUGUGACGUGCGGACAGGUGUCGGGAACGCUACAACGUGACAAACUGGCUAAAGGAGAGAAGUGCAUUCUGGCUAAUAAGCAGUGGUUUGCUCCAGGUGAGUUUGAGAGGUUUGCAGGAAAGCAGAGCUACAAGAACUGGAAGCUGAGCAUUCGAUGUGGGGGGACGCCGCUGGGAAAACUUAUAAAGGAAGGUCACCUGAAAACUGUGGCCUACAAAGGAGGAAAUAAAAAAGCCAAGAAAAAAUUGUUCUCACUCGAAGAAGCAACCACAGAGUCGGAGAAAGAAGAAGAUGACGAGGAAGACCAGGAUUCAUCAAGUGAUGAACCCACUACAGAUGACGAAGAGGCAGAAGAGCAGACGGUGCAGCAGCCAGAGGCUGGUCUUUCCAACACCAAAGUGUUCAAAGUUACAUGUGGUGGUUUAGCUGGGACGUUACACAAAAAACGUUUUGCAUCAGGGACACUUGGCAAGAGUAUUCGUACUGAGACAAGCUGGAUGACCCCAGUGGACUUUUGUAAGGAAUCUGGUCCGACAAAUAUUUCCUGGAAGAAAGACAUCAGAUGGGAUGGAAAACCUCUGAGUGCUCUCAUGGAGGCAGAGAUCUUGAAGAUCCAUUCCCUUCUGUGUGCUUGCCCUCUGUGUAAUCCAGAUCCUGAAGACCUGGAGAAUGAGAAAAAUGAUGACAACUGUUGCAUCUGUAAAAACGAAGAAGAAGACCAAGAGCUGGUAGUGUGCGAGGAAUGCCCACGAUCCUUCCACCAGAAAUGCCACCUGCCACAUGUGGACGACAUCAUUCUGAACGACGACAGCCCCUGGUUGUGCACAUUCUGCGUUUUUAGAGCCAAUCACGUUUGCCUUGACCAGCUGGACGUGAAGACAGUGAUGUCUCAACAAAUAUCUCAACACAUGAUGCAAUGCCAGUAUCUCCUCCUGAGUCUGCGCAGUGCUGACGAGGAGCAAAUGUUUUCUCCAAACCCAAUGGGCUAUCUGGCAAACUACAACACUUCUAUCAAGAGGCCGAUGUGGCUGGGCAAAGUAACAGAGAAACUCCAGCAGAAACAGUAUCAAACUGUCGGCGAGUUUGUUUCUGAUGUCCAGCUUAUUUUUGCCAACUGUGCGACAUUCAACCGGGGAAAUCCGGAAAUUCUUGCCAUCGGCAACCAACUGAGGGAGUUAUUUGACAGCGAGUUUAAGAAGGCUUUCAACAUCCAAGAUCAGUGACUUCAAACCAGUGUGAAAGUUUUUAACACUUCAAAGCUGAGAAAACAAUCAAAAACGAGUGUUACAGCGAUGGCACUGUAGCAAAAUGUAACUAGAUAUCAGUGUUUGCACACAGUAUGAAUGUCAAAUACAGUAUACUCUGUGUUCAUGUGCUGGCAACUAAUGGAAAAGCUAUUAUUGGAUAAUCCUCAUCAUAGUACAACCCAUUACAGUAUAAUAUUAAAUAGAGUAGUGCCAUAGUGUACGUUGUUUACAUACAAAAUGCACACUGAAAACAAAGGCAAAUGUCUAAAGGGGAAUUGUAAUAAUGUUUUUCUCCAGUUUUGUGCACUGAAACCAAAAACAGCUCUUGUCCUAUUUAAAAGUAUAGUUAAAAUUAUCAUUAUAUAUAUGUAUGUAUAUAUU
Messenger RNA from Neolamprologus brichardi, 2542 nucleotides. RefSeq names its product SP110 nuclear body protein, tandem duplicate 1 (gene sp100.1). The record is from RefSeq and is a predicted model, not a curated record. Gene Ontology annotation, cellular component: nucleus. Lineage: Eukaryota; Metazoa; Chordata; Actinopteri; Cichliformes; Cichlidae. Gene Ontology annotation, biological process: regulation of transcription by RNA polymerase II. Gene Ontology annotation, molecular function: DNA binding; DNA-binding transcription factor activity, RNA polymerase II-specific; protein binding.